Messenger RNA from Owenia fusiformis, 537 nucleotides. The record is from the annotation of a GenBank genome assembly. NCBI's taxonomy places the organism in Eukaryota, Metazoa, Annelida, Polychaeta, Sabellida, Oweniidae.
UCCCAGAAUCAACAGAAGAAGAGGGAUCAUGGUGGUACACUGGAGGCAUAAUGGUUACUAGAGGAGGUUUAGUAAUAGCUGGCAAUACAGAGGAUAGAUACCUUCGGGCGUUUAACAUUGAUACUGGGGAACAACUCUACAAAUCUUCAGACCCGAUGGUUGCUAUGGCAGUAGGGAAUCCGAUAACCUACCGAACUGGUGGAAAACAAUAUGUUGUACUUACAGCAAGUGGUCACAGUGUUUUUGAAUUAAUGUCUCACCAACCGAAGAGUGACCAUGUGUAUGCCUUCGCUCUACCAUAAAGUGGAAACGUGGCUAAAUGCUGUGUAUAUAUAGUUUCGAUUACAGAUACGCGAAGUACAACGUUGGACUAUCAACAAUUUUUCUCAUUUUGUACUAUUACAUUUUUUGAUAGUUACACAAUAAAAUAGUAGCCCGGACAGAAUUGUUCAAGGGUCACCUUUUCUGUGAUAACUUUUUUAAUUUUCAGUAUUAUCAACAAACGAUUAUGUAAUUGAAAACUAGAGUAAGAUUCUG